UCUCAUUGUUUCUCGAAGGUAUCGGGAGGGAAGGUGGGAACCUCCGCCUGCUGAUACUGGUACAAGUGAAGGUGCAACAAGCGGCAUCGCGACUCCGGAAGUCCCGCUUCCGAUCGAAGGCAGUCCUUCUGCUGCUAAAGAUUCUACUCUUGAGCGUGGGGCAGACGAUCUGUCAGUGCGGUCGGAUAGUGGUUUGGCUUCGUUUCUUCCACUAUCUCGCUCUGAAACUACAAGGGAGGAUGUUGGUACAGCGGCUCCUCCUGGCCCUAGCCCUGAGAAGCAACUGCGGGACGACGAAAGCAGUAGACUAUCUAGGAGAGGAAGCAGACGCAGAGGGGCGCUGCUGGAAAGGCAAGGACCGUCCGUGAUCGACUUCGACAGGCUGAGCUCGUCUUCAGAAGAAAAGCUACCACCGGACAGAUCGGCCGGGGAGGACAGUCGUGCUCGCCGGUCACGACCAGGAAGGAUUACUACUAGAGCAUCGCGGUUGGUGGAGAAGCAGGAGCGUUCUUUUUCUUCACCCUCCACAGUAGAGGCACAGCCCACGAGUGCGCUGGAGAGACUGUAUGCUGAUGCAAAAGCGAUCACCUCUUUUGAACAUGCUUUGACUCGAAUGGCGGUUCUUCGUUCGGAUGAAAGAAGAGAGAAGCGGAGUGCGGACACCCGCUUAGCAGGACUCGUCGAAUCAAUAUUAGGGCACAACGAGCAGCUUUUAGAAGGAGGUUCGUUACCUACAGGAAAUAAAGAGGACGAUGAAACACAUGUCGUAGCAGAUUCUUCGGCAACAUCGUCUACAAGUACAAGGCUUUUGGAGGUGGCGGCAGUCUUGGCGUCAUUUCUCGCGCAGGAAGCAUCAACGUCCUCUCGAAGCCUCGAAGACAUCGGAGGCACCCAUCUUGCAUCUUGGCGGCAUUUUUUGGUCUCUCGGCUCACUAAGGAAGUUCCAUCGUUUCGUCGUAUUCUCGGCGUUCCCACCAAGUUACACACGAGCCUGGGUUUGGAGGGAGCGCUGGAACAGUUGCGGGUGGUCGCAGACCAGACUAUCCGGAGAGAGGCGCUCCAGAGACCGGCCGCCAUUCAUGCCACUAGAAACACUCUCAUAGCCAACUCCUGGCUACGAAGUGCGAUGGAAGCUUGCUCUACCCUCGAGCGUUUCUUUGAUCGCGAACUGCGAGAUCUGAGCACUCGUGGUGGCAAGAUUCGGCGCGCCACCGAUGCACUGCGUGGCUUUGUGUCUGUAAACGACCCUGCUUUGCCCA
Molecule: messenger RNA, 1259 nt
Organism: Amoebophrya sp. A25
Lineage: Eukaryota; Dinophyceae; Syndiniales; Amoebophryaceae
Source: the annotation of a GenBank genome assembly